Messenger RNA from Megalops cyprinoides (Indo-Pacific tarpon), 771 nucleotides. RefSeq names its product MORN repeat containing 4 (gene morn4). The coding region runs from base 69 to 509 and encodes 146 amino acids. Lineage: Eukaryota; Metazoa; Chordata; Actinopteri; Elopiformes; Megalopidae. The transcript is spliced from 5 exons. The record is from RefSeq and is a predicted model, not a curated record.
GUAAAUGUGAAAAGGAAGGAUAUACAUGCUUCUGAGACCUCAAACAUAUCAAACAGGACGGCGGUGACAUGACUCUGACAAGAGGAUCCUUCACUUACUCCACCGGCGAGGAGUACCACGGAGAAUGGAAGGAAGGCCGAAGGCACGGCACAGGUCAGCUGAAGUUCUCCGAUGGCACAUGCUACAUUGGCCAGUUCGAAAAUGGCCUCUUCAAUGGCUGUGGGGUCCUGGUGUUUCCUGAUGGGUCCAGGUAUGAAGGUGAUUUUGUCCAGGGGAAAUUCCAGGGUGUCGGAGUCUUCAGUCGCUUUGACGGGAUGAAGUUUGAGGGGGAGUUCAAAAGCGGACGCGUGGAAGGAUACGGGCUUUUGACCUUCCCGGAUGGGGCACACGGCGUGCCGCGGAACGAGGGCGUGUUCGAGAACAACCGUCUCCUGAGGCGUGAGAAGUGCCAGGCAGUGGUGCAGCGUGCGCAGGGCUCUGCUUCUGCCGCCCGCGCGCUCUCCGUAUGACCCGGGACAGGUGCCGCUCGUAGCCCGCCCCCCUCCCCAAGGCGCUCAGGAAUGGACGACAGGGUACCACCUUUCCCCCCUUCCCCUUGUACCCCCCACUCCCUCCUUUUUGCCUGCGAGCGGCCGGUGCUCUGAUCGACACCACCUCUGCCUGCCUCUCAGUGAGUAACUUCUGUGCUGAAGCAGUGCUGCCUUGGGUCAUUGCAGCUUCAUGUCUCUGGGAUUGCCUUGCCCCACCCCACACACACACACACACACGCAC